UACAAACGUCAAAAACCAACCACUUUUACAGUUCCUUUUAAGUUUUUUAUUAUUUUUCAAAUUAUAUUUAAACAAUGAUCACUAUUAAUCAUGAUCAUAACGGAAAAUAAAGCCCUUCGGCUUUAAUCUCUGUACGGCGACUUCUCUUGACAUAUCACGUGGGAGGUCUUGAGGUUUUGUUUACUUUCUAGCCGGUUCGACCAUACAGGAUAAUUAAUUGAGAAAUAAUUAUAAAUUGGCCGAAGAAACUGACAAUAUAGAAAAUUUGGACUUGAAUAUAACACCAGGACUAUUGCUGAGGGCGCUAGCCUUCAAUAUCAGCAGCAAUGACAUCUAUUAGCGUUAUUAAACCUGUACCUCCAAAAGAUCUCAGAGCGGAGAUCAGCUAUUUUAUAAAAAAUGCCUCCAAGCCUCAAGAAUGCGAUAUGUUUGAGCUGACCCGAAAAGCUCUUGCACUGCUACAAGCACUACCGUCAUCACGAGAUGCCAUAUUCGAAUAUUUUGGCACAAUUUUCGACCAAUCCACUUUCAACCACAUGCUUGAAAUUGAGAAUAGAGGCAAGCAACCGUUGUCAUCGUCGUCGUUAUCAUCGCAGCAUCCUUUGGACAACUCUCUUCUUGACGAGGUUCACAAUGAAUUGCACAGUUUUAUCUCAAGCCAACCCUUGGGAUGGGCAGUUAUCGUAUCAAACUGGUGUUUUGAACUUUUAGGAAAACUGUCAGCCCAGUAUUCAUCUAGGGGUCGCUCUCCUGUAAAUGGCUCAUUGAACGACAGCUUACACCAGUGGCUUACUUGUAAAGCCACAAGAACUCUUAUCGACCUCAAUAUUAACUGUUUGAAACAUUUGAUCGGGAGUGAAGAGAGCGAUGGUUGCAUAGAUGUCCUUUUAGACACGUGCGUUAAACACAGUCCACAUUUCGACUGGGCAGUUGCAUUUAUAGGAACACGCUUUCCAGAAGCGGUCAUUUCCAGGGUUUUAAGAUGCGGAUUACAGGAUUACAUAACUAAAAAACUAAAUACAAAUCUACCAAAGUUCCAGUCGAUCAUUGGUAUUUUAAUGCAUUUAAGCGGUAGCUAUCAGGAUGUUAUCGAGCAAUCUAUGCUCACUUUAUUCAAGGACAGUUUGAAUGUACCAAAAGUCAUCGAGGAGAGGGACUUGGUGAUUGACAAGUUAAGCACAGUACCGUAUCUUUUACAGCUGUCCUCUUUAACUUCUGUACUACUUUCUGCUUUAGUCCAAGUUGUCAUUGAAGCCUUUAAGACACCAAUUUAUGGAAAGAUGGAACGAUUUGGUGAAGAAUGGUCCCAGUGUGCCGGAUCAAGGCAAUCUUUGUUCGACCUAUUGAUACAUCUCAUACUUUCAGUGACAGAAAGGGCUGAUCAAAUAUUUUUCUUGAUUCUUGAUGCGACGACUGAUUCCAAUCCAACAAUCGCUUCCGUAGCUGAAGAAGUCCUCGAGCUUCUAAUUAAAGAAAUUGAAAUCGCCAUAAAAGGGAAUGCAUCGAAAGUGCCAUUUUUAGAGUCAAUACAGAAAAAUAUCGAGGACAUCUUUCCGUUGCUUCUCAGCGAGAAUAAAUCUCACAUAAAUGCUGUAUCUUCUAUGAUCUCGUUCAUUGGCCAACAGCAGCCAUCCAUCUUACCACAGUGUGUCGCUUAUGUACUGUUGAGAUCAAAAGACGAUGAACAUCUAGCCUCUGUUGUUAAAUUGUCCCUCGGCUAUAAAAGCUCCAACGUUCUUAGCCCAGCUAUUACUUACGCGCUGAAAGAAAGAGAAGUCGAAGAUAAAUCAAGAAUUUGGGACAAUAUAACAAAAUUAGUCAAAUGGGAGGCAAGCGGUACAUUAAUUUCUCUACCUAUACUCGAGGCGGUUUAUGACAAUCUCCUAAUUAUCUCAAAUUUAUUGUGCGAUGAGAAUGACAUUUCAAUAGCACAUACAAUCACUGAACUAAUAAGGAAGCCGAUAUCCGAGUAUCGGAAACAACCACAUUUUGUUUUGAGCAAGUCGGUGAUUCAAGCUACUAUCACUUAUUUUUACAAGUGCUUAGUGUACUCAGAAGGGAUUGAAGAGAUGAAGGGAUUGCGGGCUGUGAAUUUGAUAUUAAAAAAGAUCUGCCAGGAGUCAGGAAGCCGAAGGAUAUUCGCCCUAAGGGAAAUUUUAGAAGGAGCCUUAUUCCGCAAACCUUCAGUUUUAUUCGGUGCCAUGCCCCAUUUCUCUCCUCCUCUUAUUGAGUCCACAAUCAGUCUAAUGGAAGAAAAUAUGAAACAGGGUCAUACUGCUUUAAUGGGCCAGAGGCAUUCAUCAAUUUUUCACGCUGGAAUUAUCGGCAACGGAAAGAGAAAAGCCAGCCCAAGCUGCCCAACAUCGUACGAAGAUAUCAUACACAACACAAAUCUUUUGCUUUCAGUUUUAAAAGCUUGUUGUACAGGCGAAUCAAACGAGGAAUCACGGGAUGCUGUGGUUUCAGUCGCUCUCCUACUCGUUGAGCUUAUUUCACCUGAUGUCAUGUAUAAUGGUUUACCCUGGCCAGAAGAAGACUUCUGUAAGGUUACUGUGGAAAGGGAUUUGUCCAUUAGGAGAAUUUUAGAUAACGUCCCUGUUGUGUGGUCCCUUUUGGCUUUUAUUGCUCACCAUAGACCAGCAUUGUGUUACUGUUCUGUUAUUCUGCGCGCAGUUAUUGCAACACUGUUAGGGCAGUGGUUUGCGGAGAGUCAGCAAGGGCACGGACCAGGACAUAACAAAGCCUUGGUGUACACAACAGUCAAAAUACUUCAGAUAAUGGCUUUGGGACAACUGCUACCUCCUCCUUUGACUGCUCUUGGAGAUGUAAUCCCUUACGUCCUUCCAAUACAUGUUGUUCAAAUUUUAAGGGAUUGUGUCUGGAACUACAUGAGGGACAAUGUACCAUCUCCGGCUCUCUUCACACGCGAUGCAAACGGCAAUAUGUGGAGGGACACAUCGACUUCCAGACCACCGAAGCAAUAUACGGAAACGUUGAGAUUGAUCAUGCUAAGCAAUCUGCCAUCUCUUGGCUCUCUUUUUCAUACUCUGUUCGUUGAGGAAUCCAGUUAGAAAUCAGCAUUCCUUGCAAUAUUUUAUUUAAAUAUCUCUCAUUUUUAAAUUAUUUUAAUAAUGUAUUCAUUUUGUAAAUAAUAUUUUAUAAAUAAAGAUUUAUUUUGUAGUU
Molecule: messenger RNA, 3183 nt
Organism: Cimex lectularius (bed bug)
Lineage: Eukaryota; Metazoa; Arthropoda; Insecta; Hemiptera; Cimicidae
Gene: omd
Product: integrator complex subunit 5
Exons: 16
Coding region: 327-3071 (914 amino acids)
Biological process (GO): snRNA 3'-end processing
Cellular component (GO): integrator complex
Source: RefSeq, a predicted model, not a curated record